AUGGCCGCAGUCGUGGCCUUUGCGGGACUCGGCGUCUACUACCUGGUGUCCGGUGUAGCAGGCAAGGGCGAUAGCCAGCAGUACCUGAGCAGGUUCAGCUGCCGCAGCGAUGAUUGCGUCAAGUCCGAAUCGCUGCUUAUACAGUCUCUCAACACCAACGUCGACCCGUGCCACGACUUCAAAGCGUACGCCACGUCGCGAUGGCUGCCAGACUCGCACCAAGACGUGUCUGAGCUUUGGAACUACAAGUGGCACGUCAAGUACAACUGGAUGAGCCGGGUAGCCAGCGAGAUCGCGAGCCGGGACUUCGAGUCGCACUUGGGCAAUAUGGUAGCGUCAUCGUUCAGCGCCUGCGUGAAUCGGUCCGCCGAGCGAGCGAACGACACGCGAACCAUGUUCAAGGAGCUCAUGCGAAGCCUCGGCAUUCCCUGGCCGGAGGCGCCACCUCGUGACGCGAACCCGUUCGACGUCUACAUGAACCUGUGCGUUCGGUGGAACAUCCCGCUCUGGUUCGACAUCAGGCUGCUUCCGGACAACACUCUCAAGGGCCAACGAACGGUGUACAUCGGCCCGAGCGCGUUCGCCAAGUUCUGGGCCAAACAGUUCAGGUCUAUUAGCGGUGACUCCGCAGUGCGUGGGUACAUCAACCAGUACCUAGUGUACUUCGCAGGUUAUGAUGAGGCAGCAAGGGACGAGCAGCUCGCGGCCAACUGCUACACGGUGUUCAUGUUCACGCGACAGGUGGUGUUCAUGCUCGAGACCAUUCACGAGAACGUGGGAUCCAAGGCGUACACGUUCGACUCACUCAGCAACGCGUUCGGUCAGCGCGCCGAUCGUUUCGCGUCCCUCAUGAACCGAUACUUCAGACUCGAGAAAGCUUUCGUAGGUGCCGACAUGGCCAUCGUUGAGAAAGUGGGCACUGCCGAAGUGACGCGCUACAUCGUCGACGACCACGACCCUCCUCUGGUCCUCAGUCACCUGGGCUGGUGGGUUCUCCAGAUAUACGCGCCGAUUGUCGACAACAGCUUUUUUGUCCUCAAGUACGGCAACAAGGAACUGGGCGACCUCAUGCGUCCUCUAUUCUGCGAGACCCAAAUGGAACACUCCUUCAAAAUCCUGCUGCUCUCCAAACACGUCGCGCUCAACUUCCCGCCCAAGGUCAGGCAGAGAGUCGACGACAUCCUCGUCAACGUUCGCGAAAUGGUGGCGGCGACGUACGAACACUCCAACUGGCCACCGAUGACCCGCGCGAGGGUGGGGGAGAAAAUUCGAGCGAUGCGCAUCAACCUGUGGCCCAUGGCGGAGUACCUAUCCAGCGAGACGCUUACCCGCAUCUACCGAUCCCACCACACGACGAAGAACACCGCGCUCGACCACUGGAUCGCCGAGCGUCGGGCAAACGCGGCGCUUCUCGGGAGCGGCGCCUACUUCGAAGACAAGCGGUUGCCGCACUCGUUCGCCAGGGACGCCGUCUACUACGACUUCCUGCUCAACGAAGCCUUUGUAUCGAUGAUGCUGGUGCACGAGCCACUUUACUACCCCGACGCCGACUCGGCCAUCAACUACGGAGGCGUGGGAGCCGCCUUCGCGUCAGCGGUGAUGCAUGGAGUCGGUUCAGGGCAGGACGCUCUCAGCUUGGUUCCAUCCAGCCAUGCUACUACUGCGGAAAAAGAAAGACCGCUGUCGGGAAACGCGACGUUCAACCAAACGCGCGAGUCGUCCUCGCGUAGUCUAGUGGACACGGUGCCGGGAUUCCUGCCGGCGUUCCACGCUCUCCAAGCCCACAAGGCGGAGUGGCCGACACAGCUACGCGAAUUUCCCCCGGAAAAGCUGUUUUUCAUCAACUACUGCCACACCCAGAGCAGGAUGAACAUCGCCUUCGACUGCAACGGUGCGGUCCGGGGAGACGAGAGCUUCGGGUUCGCAUUUCGCUGCGCGAAAGGUUUGCCCAUGAACCCGUGA
Messenger RNA from Dermacentor silvarum, 1962 nucleotides. RefSeq names its product neprilysin-1-like. Gene Ontology annotation, molecular function: metalloendopeptidase activity. Bases 1 to 1962 code for a protein of 653 amino acids. The record is from RefSeq and is a predicted model, not a curated record. The transcript has a single exon. Gene Ontology annotation, biological process: protein processing. Lineage: Eukaryota; Metazoa; Arthropoda; Arachnida; Ixodida; Ixodidae. Gene Ontology annotation, cellular component: plasma membrane.